Molecule: messenger RNA, 3271 nt
Organism: Nomascus leucogenys (northern white-cheeked gibbon)
Lineage: Eukaryota; Metazoa; Chordata; Mammalia; Primates; Hylobatidae
Source: RefSeq, a predicted model, not a curated record
AUGGAUGCCGCCCUCCGCACGUGCUUUCCCCCGGGCUGCCGUGGGGCCGUGCGCGUGUGCGUGAUGCUCGGAGCUAGGGAACACGGUGUCAGCGGGCGGCCUGGCCCGCGGCCACGUCCUCCGGGGGGCGCGCAGCGGGGACGGCCCGGCCAGGCUUGUAGCUCACACUGCUCUCUCUUCUCUUGCAGACGCCGGCUGGGCCCCCACGUCUGCCUCUCUGGGUUCGGGAGUGGCUGCUGCCCUGGCUGGGCGCCCUCUAUGGGUGGUGGGCACUGCACCCUGCCCCUCUGCUCCUUUGGCUGUGGGAGUGGCAUCUGCAUCGCUCCCAACGUCUGCUCCUGCCAGGAUGGAGAGCAAGGGGCCACCUGCCCAGAAACCCACGGACCAUGUGGGGAGUACGGCUGUGACCUUACCUGCAACCAUGGCGGCUGUCAGGAGGUGGCCCGAGUGUGCCCCGUGGGCUUCUCGAUGACGGAGACAGCUGUUGGCAUCAGGUGUACAGACAUUGACGAAUGUGUAAGCUCCUCUUGCGAGGGCCACUGUGUGAACACAGAAGACACUGACGAAUGCCUAGGGACUCCCUGUCAGCAGAGAUGUAAAAACAGCAUUGGCAGCUACAAGUGUUCCUGUCGAACUGGCUUCCACCUUCAUGGCAACCGGCACUCCUGUGUUGAUGUAAACGAGUGUCGGAGGCCAUUGGAGAGGCGAGUCUGUCACCAUUCCUGCCACAACACCGUGGGCAGCUUCCUAUGCACAUGCCGACCUGGCUUCAGGCUCCGAGCUGACCGCGUGUCCUGUGAAGCUUUCCCGAAAGCCGUGCUGGCCCCAUCUGCCAUCCUGCAGCCCCGGCAACACCCCUCCAAGAUGCUCCUGUUGCUUCCUGAGGCCGGCCGGCCUGCCCUGUCCCCAGGACAUAGCCCUCCUUCUGGGGAUCCAGGGCCCCCAGCUGGAGUCAGGACCACCCGCUUGCCAUCUCCCACCCCACGACUACCCACAUCCUCCCCUUCUGCCCCUGUGUGGCUGCUGUCCACCCUGAUGGCCACCCCAGUGCCUACUUCCUCCCUGCUGGGGAACCUCAGACCCCCCUCACUCCUUCAGGGGGAGGUGAUGGGGACCCCUUCCUCACCCAGGGGCCCUGAGGCCCCCUGGCUGGCAGCAGGGCCCUCUCCCUGCUGGCACGUGGGAGCCAUGCAUGAAUCAGGGAGUCGCUGGACAGAGCCUGGGUGUUCCCAGUGCUGGUGCGAGGAUGGGAAGGUGACCUGUGAAAAGGUGAGAUGUGAAGCUGCUUGUUCCCACCCAAUUCCCUCCAAAGAUAGGGGGUGCUGCCCAUCGUGCACAGGCUGUUUUCACAGUGGUGUCGUCCGAGCUGAAGGGGAUGUGUUUUCACCUCCCAACGAGAACUGCACUGUCUGUGUCUGUCUGGCUGGAAACGUGUCCUGCAUCUCUCCCGAGUGUCCCCCCGGCCCCUGUCAGACCCCCCCACAGUCGGAUUGCUGUACUUGUGUUCCAGUGAGAUGCUAUUUCCACGGCCGGUGGUAUGCAGACGGGGCCGUGUUCAGUGGGGGUGGUGAUGAGUGUACCACCUGUGUCUGCCAGAAUGGGGAGGUGGAGUGCUCCUUCAUGCCCUGCCCUGAGCUGGCCUGCCCCCGAGAAGAGUGGCGGCUGGGCCCUGGGCAGUGCUGCUUCACCUGCCAGGAGCCCACACCCGCGACAGGCUGCUCUCUCGACGACAAUGGGGUAGAGUUUCCGAUUGGACAGAUCUGGUCGCCUGGUGACCCCUGUGAGUUAUGCAUCUGCCAGGCAGAUGGCUCGGUGAGCUGCAAGAGGACAGACUGUGUGGACUCCUGCCCUCACCCGAUCCGGAUCCCUGGACAGUGCUGCCCAGACUGUUCAGCAGGCUGUACCUACACAGGCAGAAUCUUCUAUAACAACGAGACCUUCCCGUCCGUGCUGGACCCAUGUCUGAGCUGCAUCUGCCUGCUGGGCUCAGUGGCCUGUUCCCCCGUGGACUGCCCCAUCACCUGUACCUACCCUUUCCACCCUGACGGGGAGUGCUGCCCCGUGUGCCGAGACUGCAACUACGAGGGAAGGAAGGUGGCGAACGGCCAGGUGUUCACCUUGGAUGAUGAACCCUGCACCCGGUGCACGUGCCAGCUGGGAGAGGUGAGCUGCGAGAAGGUUCCCUGCCAGCGGGCCUGUGCCGACCCUGCCCUGCUCCCUGGGGACUGCUGCUCUUCCUGUCCAGAUUCCCUGUCUCCUCUGGAAGAAAAGCAGGGGCUCUCCGCUCACAGAAAUGUGGCAUUCAGCAAAGCUGCUCGGAGCCUGCGUGGAGACACUGAGGCCCCUGCCAACUGUAGCUCCUGUCCUGGGUCCCCGACAGCAUCACCCUCGAGGCCGGUGCUUCAUCUCCUCCAGCUCCUUUUAAGAACGAACUUGACGAAAAUGCAGACUUUACCUACAAGCCUGGCAGAAGCUCAUGGUCCCCACUCACCCACUUUGGGGCCAACAGUCACUUUCCCAGGGGAGCCUGGGGCCUCCCCUCGACUCUCACCAGGGCCUUCGACCCCUCUAGGAGCCCCCACUCUACCUCUAGCUUCCCCAGGGGCUUCUCAGCCACCUCCUGUGACUCCAGAGCGCUCCUUCUCAGCCUCUGGGGCCCAGAUAGUGUCCAGGUGGCCUCCUCUGCCUGCCACCCUCCUGACGGAAGCUUCAGCACUUUCCAUGAUGGACCCCAGCCCCUCGAAGACCCCCAUCACCCUCCUCGGGCCUCGCACGCUUUCUCCCACCACCUCUAGACUCUCUACAGCCCUUGCAGCCACCACCCACCCCGGCCCCCAGCAGCCCCCAGUGGGGACUUCUCAGGGGCAAGAGUCCACCAUGUAAGCAGGUCACUGUCCAGGAGACUCCGGAGAGAGGACACUCUGCCAGUGGCCCAGGGUGUGUGCAGGGCGGCUCCAAGGGUGAACCUGGUGGGGAUGCCUGGGCUCCCUCCUGCAGGGGCCCUGGUGAGGAUGGAAGACCCCCAAGGCUGGAUGUAACCUUGUUCCCAAGAAGUGUUUGGAAUGUGCUGUAAGAAUGGAGGAAGUGGUUUCCACUGUCAGCAUCCUCCCUGGACCACGUGGCCGGCUCAUCUUUUGAGAAGGGUCGGGGCUGCCAAGUUCUCCUGGAGGAAGAGUUGCGUCCAGCUGGGAUUCCACUCACUGGGACUGUACCGCCAGGUGUCAUGCAUCCCCCUGAGGUUUCCUGAUUAAAGGUUGUCUAGGUUUCCCCA